This is a messenger RNA of Rattus norvegicus (Norway rat), 3169 nucleotides long. It is a transcript of the gene Nr5a1, whose product is annotated as nuclear receptor subfamily 5, group A, member 1. The record is from RefSeq and is a predicted model, not a curated record. Gene Ontology annotation, molecular function: DNA-binding transcription factor activity; chromatin binding; DNA-binding transcription factor activity, RNA polymerase II-specific. Gene Ontology annotation, cellular component: nucleoplasm; RNA polymerase II transcription regulator complex; nucleus. NCBI's taxonomy places the organism in Eukaryota, Metazoa, Chordata, Mammalia, Rodentia, Muridae. Gene Ontology annotation, biological process: positive regulation of gene expression; sex determination; regulation of DNA-templated transcription.
CGCUGAGCCCGGGUGCGGCUUCAUCGCGGGCGGCGGCGCGGCCAAAAGGUGCGGGGCUCGGUGCGGGCCGAACGCGGGGUGCUGCUCGCGGGAGCGGCCUGUGUGGGCGCCGCCGUCGUACCGGCCCUCACAUUCCCGGCCACGGCUCUCGGGAUCUGGACUCCCCGUCUGAGGUCUACCGGAGCCUGUAUCCCCUUCUCUGUACCCCGUCUCCGCCGGAGGUCUCCGCCCCGCGCCCUCGACCCCGCUGCGCCCUCCACGCCCGCUCUCGGCCCGACGUCUCGGCUCGCCGGCGGACGCCGCGGGCAUGGACUAUUCGUACGACGAGGACCUGGACGAGCUGUGUCCAGUGUGUGGUGACAAGGUGUCGGGCUACCACUACGGGCUGCUCACGUGCGAGAGCUGCAAGGGCUUCUUCAAGCGCACAGUCCAGAACAACAAGCAUUACACGUGCACCGAGAGUCAGAGCUGCAAAAUCGACAAGACGCAGCGUAAGCGCUGUCCCUUCUGCCGCUUCCAGAAGUGCCUGACGGUGGGCAUGCGCCUGGAAGGUGCGCGUCCUGCACGCCCGGGACCCCUGACUGCUGGCCGCCCCCAGGGAGCCGCGGGCGGGCCUGGGAGAGGGGCUGAGGGGAAAGCCGAGCAGUUUCUGGAUCCAGCUGUGCGUGCUGAUCGAAUGCGGGGCGGCCGGAACAAGUUUGGGCCCAUGUACAAGAGAGACCGGGCCUUGAAGCAGCAGAAGAAAGCACAGAUUCGGGCCAAUGGCUUCAAACUGGAGACCGGACCACCGAUGGGGGUUCCCCCGCCACCCCCUCCCCCACCGGACUACAUGUUACCCCCUAGCCUGCAUGCACCGGAGCCCAAGGCCCUGGUCUCUGGCCCACCCAGUGGGCCGCUGGGUGACUUUGGAGCCCCAUCUCUGCCCAUGGCCGUGCCUGGUCCCCACGGGCCUCUGGCUGGCUACCUCUAUCCUGCCUUCUCUAACCGCACCAUCAAGUCUGAGUAUCCAGAGCCCUACGCCAGCCCCCCUCAACAGCCAGGGCCACCCUACAGCUAUCCGGAGCCCUUCUCAGGAGGGCCCAAUGUACCAGAGCUCAUAUUGCAGCUGCUGCAACUAGAGCCAGAGGAGGACCAGGUGCGUGCUCGCAUCGUGGGCUGCCUGCAGGAGCCAGCCAAAAGCCGCCCUGACCAGCCAGCGCCCUUCAGCCUCCUCUGCAGGAUGGCGGACCAGACCUUUAUCUCCAUUGUCGACUGGGCACGAAGGUGCAUGGUAUUUAAGGAGCUGGAGGUGGCUGACCAGAUGACACUGCUGCAGAACUGCUGGAGUGAGCUGCUGGUGCUGGACCACAUCUACCGCCAGGUCCAGUACGGCAAGGAAGACAGCAUCUUGCUGGUCACUGGACAGGAGGUGGAGCUGAGCACGGUGGCUGUGCAGGCUGGCUCCCUGCUGCACAGCCUGGUGCUGCGGGCACAGGAGUUGGUGCUGCAGCUGCAUGCCCUGCAACUGGACCGCCAGGAGUUUGUCUGUCUCAAGUUCCUCAUCCUCUUCAGCCUCGAUGUGAAAUUCCUGAACAACCACAGCCUGGUAAAGGACGCCCAGGAGAAGGCCAACGCCGCCCUGCUGGAUUACACCUUGUGUCACUACCCACACUGCGGGGACAAAUUCCAGCAGUUGCUAUUGUGCCUGGUGGAGGUGCGGGCACUGAGCAUGCAGGCCAAGGAGUAUCUGUACCAUAAGCAUUUGGGCAACGAGAUGCCCCGCAACAACCUUCUCAUUGAGAUGCUGCAGGCCAAGCAGACUUGAGCCUGGGUGCCAGGCAGCGGGCAGUAGGCAGGGAUGCCACUGCCUCCAAAAGACUCCUUGCAUUAGGUGAUCCAGGAGCCCUGUCCCUAAGCCCCUGCCCCUGAGCUCCAGAGCUGUGUGUUUGGGAUGAUGGGCAAGGAUGGGCGGGGACUGCCCGGGACAGGUUGCCUUCGCUAGCCACUGGCAUGUGUCUGCCACUUGGAGUGCCCCAGAGGGGUGACUUCUAACCACUCCUUCCUCCGUCUGCCCCCAGCUUUUUUUCCUGGUAUCUGAGGUCCCAGGAGGAGGCUUGGGAUUCCUUGGUGGGCCUGAAUGUCUGUUGGGUCAGAGGUCAUCCUUUCCCUCUCUCCUGUGAUCAGAGGCAGAGGAAGGUCUGUAGGCAUCAAUGAAGGCAGGGGAGGGGGGGUCUCCAGACUCCCCUGAAGCAGGGAAGGAAGUCCACUAUUGCAAACUGAGUUUGCUAAAUUGGGUCUCUAGAGGACACCAUGAGAGCGGAUAGGGCAAAAAGACCCCCUCCAGCCCCCCCCCCCCAUCUAAUUCUGAUCCACUCCCUGGAAAGGGACUUUGUUGUGAUCAUCCUUUUCCUGCAUCCCAGCUACCCAAGGAGGAGGAGGAGUCUGGCCCUGCCCUCCACCAGCUGGCUGGGCUGGUACUUAUCUGCAAGGUUGCAGUCACCAGGAUUCUCUUCCUUUUACCUAGACAGUCCUUGGAAAGUGUGUGAGAGAGAAAUGGGCAGGAGACAGACUGAGGACUGAACUGGGAUGUGGGGAUUAGCACCAAAGCUCUUUCUCCUGACAUCUCCUUCCUGAUCAUCUGGUCAUCUUCAUGUAUCUUGCCUCACUCCUGAGAAGAGCUGUUGCUUGCCCUCUGUCCCAGCCCCACUAUAGGAGCAACGGGAGGCCUGCAAGGGCUUAGAGUCCUUUCAGGUGGGGAUAUGGGUAAACCUAGGAGAACUCACGGAUCUUUAUAUGACGACAGUGCUGAGGACUCUCUCAUGGCUCUAUCCUUUUGGGUCCCUUGUCACAACCCUUGAAGCUGGCGUCAGUCCCCUGGCUGCUGCUUUGCCUCCCAAAAGUCACUCUUCAGGGCCAAGCACUGAGGGGAGAGGCCUAAGCUAUCCUCUGUUUCAGACUGGGCAUCCACUGUCUUUCCUGCUUUCGUGUCAGAUUUACAGCUUACGCUAGGCCUGCCCAACUGGACAAGGCUGUCUCCUGUCUUCAACCACCCUGGCUCAGACCCCACCUCUGCCCCUGAAAUGCGUGAUCCCACCAAGGCCAGAGACCCACAGCCCCAAGACAAGAAGUGCCCUUAUAAACCCCUGCAGCCCUGCAGCCCUGAAAUAAAUUUUGCAAUUAGUUUCCAGUA